This is a messenger RNA of Vanrija pseudolonga, 1614 nucleotides long. RefSeq names its product Choline transport protein. The record is from RefSeq and is a predicted model, not a curated record. Gene Ontology annotation, cellular component: membrane. The transcript is spliced from 8 exons. Gene Ontology annotation, biological process: transmembrane transport. Gene Ontology annotation, molecular function: transmembrane transporter activity. Bases 1 to 1614 code for a protein of 537 amino acids. NCBI's taxonomy places the organism in Eukaryota, Fungi, Basidiomycota, Tremellomycetes, Trichosporonales, Trichosporonaceae.
AUGUCCCAGGCAGAUACCAAGACCCAGCAGCGAGAUAGUAAGACCUCGCGCUCGUCCCUCGCCGACGAGAAAGAGCCCAGUGGGGCGGCCGUCAUGACGCUCGAGGUGGAGACGCGCGCAGACGUGCACGACGACGGCGUGGUGCACCUCGAGCGCCGGUUCAGCUUCAUGGCGUGUCUCGGCAUGGCGUUCAUGAUGCUUAACAGUUGGACUGUGCCUCUAACGCCUGCCCCCAGCCUCAACCUCGUCCUCUCGUCCGGCGGCUCCGUGUCGGUAGUGUACGGCUGCAUGGUCUCCGCGGUCGGCGCGCUCGCGACGGGUCUGUCGCUUGCCGAGCUGUGCCACGUCUACCCGGUCACAGGGGGGCAGUACGACUGGAUCUACAUCCUCGCGCCACAGCGCUUCAAGGUCGGCCUGUCGUUCGUCGUCGGCUGGCUUGCUUCCGCGGGGUGGUGUACCCUGCUCGGCAUCUGCGCGGCCUACUGCGCGAGCAUGAUCCCGGGCUUCGUCGGGCUGUGGAACCCCGACGUCGAGAUGACAAAGUGGCAGAUCUUCCUCCUGUACGUGCUGUUCGCGCUGCUGGGCUUCAGCCUCAACACGUUUGCCGUGCGCCUCCUGCCGAUGGUGGAGAAGACGGCGUUCUACUGGGGCGUGGUGGGGAUUAUCACCGUGUCUAUCACGGUGCUGGCGACUGCUGCGCCCAACUUCCAGCCGCCCAAGGCCGUCUUCGCGACGUUUACCAACGAGACGGGGUGGCCAUCCGGCGUCGCGUUCCUCCUUGGCAUGAUGCAGAGCACGCUCGGCCUGGCCGGCUACGACGCAGUCACGCACAUGAUGGAGGAGAUGCCCGCGCCGUCCAAGAACGCGCCGAAGGUCAUCAUGCUCGCCAUCAGCAUGGGCGCCGUAACCGCGUGGCUCUUCCUCGUCAUCCUCCUCCUCUGUCUGCAGAACCUCGAGGAAGUCAUGACCUCGCCCAUGGGGCCCCUGGUGACAAUCUACCUCCAGGCGACGAACAACCGCGUCGCAGCCACAUGCUUGCUGCUGUUCAACUUCAUCGCCGUCGUGUUCAUGACGCAGGGCGUCGUAACCGUCGCCUCGCGCAUGUGCUGGACCUUCUCGCGCGACCGCGGCUUGGGCCACGUGUCGCCCUUCCUCGCGCCGGUACACCCCAAGCUGCUCGUGCCCGUCGGCUCGCUCAUCUUCGUGCUCUGCGUGUCGGUCGUGAUCGGGUGCAUCUACCUCGGCUCGGACGUGGCGUUCAACGCGAUCGCCGCGUCGGGGCUCACGCUCGUCCAGCUGAGCUACCUCAUCCCCAUCGCCAUGACCUUUAUCCGCGGCGAGGCAGCCUUCGACGGCCAGCCACGCACCUGGUCGCUGGGGCGGUACCGCCGCGUCGUGAACGGCGUGUCUAUCGCCUUCCUCGUCGUCACGUGCACCUUCUUCUCGCUGCCGCCCGCGCUGCCGGUCACAGGCCCGGGGAUGAACUACGCCGUGGUGGUGCUCGCGACGGUCGCGAUCCUGUCCACGAUCGUAUGGUUUGCCGACGGGCGCAAGCGAUACUUUGGCCCCACAGAGCUUGAGGCGCGUCUGUCCGAGGGGCGCCGGACGUGGUGA